Messenger RNA from Mastomys coucha (southern multimammate mouse), 3206 nucleotides. It is a transcript of the gene Proser3, whose product is annotated as proline and serine rich 3. The coding region runs from base 859 to 2865 and encodes 668 amino acids. The transcript has 12 exons. The record is from RefSeq and is a predicted model, not a curated record. NCBI's taxonomy places the organism in Eukaryota, Metazoa, Chordata, Mammalia, Rodentia, Muridae.
CCGAGUAGGUCGGGCCUAAUUCUGUGCCUCUGACUCAGCCUCGGGUGCUCAGCGGCCAGGGGGCAUGAGUAUGAACACUCUAGGUUGGCCCCCGGGGGCUGCGCGCCGGGGCCCGAAAUAGCUCGUUUUGAUCCCACUACCUCGGCCAGGAGCCCGGGCCUGGCAAGGAGUGCGACCAGCUGCUCAGUAGCAAGAGGAAAGUGGUUAAGGUGACCAUCAGGACGGGAUGGCAGUCAAAGUGAAGACAGACGUCCCGGGUUAGCCCGGCAACAGUAGUUAGGGCUGGAACCAGGCCUUAGCUCCUACAAAUAUCCUGGCGGUUAGAAAUAAGGACUGAGUAAAAGCCAGGACUCUUAGCUCUCUUCCAAGCGUCAGCCCGGCCUUUGAUCCUUACUAUUGGUCUGAAAUCUUGCCAAUUACUGCUGCACGCUCCAAUCAAACACGCCCUCUUCCAGUUUCGUCUAGAGAGAACGCCCCUCGGUCGCUUUCCAGUUACUUUUAUUUUCUAGUCUAUCAUUGGUCGCCUUGGAGGCCGCGCUCCGGCUCUGCACGCCCAGAAAGGGGCGGGGCUGACGGCGUUGCUAAGCGAAGAGGAUAGGCGCCGGGCUGUUCCACGAAGGACGUCUGCUGGCACCAAGGCUGCGGUAAAUGCCGACAGACUGACUGCAGCCUGGAGUGGAAACCGUGAAGAGCUUGGGGUGUGCUUGGGUACCAACCCACUCUCACACAUCAAGUCACUGCAGGAUUAGGCAAAUCCUCUCCCACUGAGGCCAGGCAAGGCAGUCCAGUUAAGGGAACAGGGUCCACAGGCAGGCAACAGCCUGUCAGUUUUCACCUCCGAAGACAACCCCUUUGGAAAUGUUCCCCAAGGUGGACAACGCUUUGGGCCAUCAAGAAGCCAGAACUGGAGCCACAAGGUCUCAAAGGCCACAAGCUCCCAAGGCCACAGCAGUCAGUUCUGCUGAGCUGUCUGAGGAGUCCUGGGCAUCCAGUUCAGGGACCCCUUCCCCGUCCAGUACCACCGAGGGACAAAGUACCUCUCCAUCCCUCACCUUAAUUGACAACGAGGACUCAGUAGUAGCCAAGUACAUAAACAGGUUCCGCCAAGCCCAGCCCACUAGCCGAGAGGACCGCCAGCCUGCAGGCCCCACCCCAGCUGACUUUUGGUGGCUACAGCCUACGUCAGACUUGAGCAGUCAGCUUGCAGCAGCAGGAGCUGGUGAACCUACAGGAAGAUCUGCCGUGACAGGUCCCUCUCCCACUGGCAUGUCCAGUACAUCUCUGGCUUCUGCGCCUCUUCAGAAAGUAAAGCAGAGUCUGAACUCAUGGAACUCGUCUCUGCUGGACCUGGAAACCCUGAGCCUACAAAGCCGAGCAGCCAGGUUGCUCAAGCGCAGCAAGGCCUCCCUCUCUUCCUGCUCCCUCAGUCCCAAAGAUGCCAGCGGCUCCUCCUUCCCCAUCAGCUCUGAUGAUCUCUCUUCCUGCUCUGUGACUUUUAAUCUGGACUCCAACAAGAGUUCUAGUCCCAAAAAACCUGUGCUGGGAGCUGCCCCAGCGCCAUCUCAGGCCAUCCCUGUGCCCCGCCCAGCCUCCUCCCAGGCAACCCUUCAUCCUGAGGAAGACAUUUUAUACCAAUGGCGGCAGCGGAGGAAGCUUGAGGAGUCUCUACAAGGUGCAGGUGACGGAACCUGGGUGUUGCCUCGGUCGCCAGCCCUCACCUCUCAGACUUCUGUUUCUGCAGUGAAUCUUGGUUCCCAGGGGACCCAGCCUAACUGUGCUCCACCAUGUGGCAUUGUGGCCCAGCCUCCUCUCCCACAGGCCUUCUACAUGGAGAGGCCACCUCUCUCAGGGCCCUCUCCACAUAUCUGGGCGCCUGGUACCCACGGGGUUCUCUGGGCCCCACAGGCCAAUCCUUGGGUUCCUCUUGGGAUGCUUCCUACCACACUGCUAACCUCCACCCUUGCUCCCUUGGCCUCCUUUCCUGUACCACCUACCUCCACUUCAACUACCUCAGCCCCUACCCCUGCUCUCCAGGUCUCCAUCUCAGGGCCCCCAGCCUCAGCUCCACCUCCCUGCACUUCCACCCUCGCUUCCACUUGCCCACUAGCUGACACCCCCGAGGGACCAACCACCCCUGAGCUGAGUAGCUCUGUCCAGCCCAAGAAGCUGGGCCCCAAGCCAAGGAGGGCGAGCACUUCGUCUCACCAGGGGACUACCGGACCAGACACUGCAGCUUUGGAGGGUCCCUGUUUGCAGCUCAGGGGGGCCCUGGGCCAGGUAGUGACAGCUCGGCUAUUCCCAGACAACCUGGAGGAUACGCCCCCAUCUGAGGCAGAUUCCCGGAAAGUCAAGGCCACCCCUUCUCAAGCCAAAGUUGUGCCCCCUCCAUCCGAGUCUCGGUGUGGGUCCAAGACAGAGUCCCGCAAAAAUAAAGUGACUCUCUCAGCUGAAGCUGGGGAUCCACAGCCAGCUACAGCCCCAAAGGUAUCCACACUGUCAAAGGUCCAGUCACUCGAAUUCGAGACAUCUGCACCCAAGAUGGGAGCAGGUGACCCCUUGACCAUGGCCUUGCCUGCCUCGAGCCACGCUCCUUCCGAGGACUUGCUGUCCCAGGCUGCCCGGCUUCUGCAGGCUGCGGAAGACUCUGACGGCAGCGAGUUUCAGGAAGACCCUGUGUUGCAGGUGCUAAGGGCUCAGAGGGCAGAGCUCCGGCAACAAAAAAGGAAAGUGGAUGCCCAAUUAUCCCUCCUCUUGGACCACGCUGAAGACGCAGGAUCUUCAUCUCCUCCAGCCAGGUCACCCUCCAGGUCCCAGAGAAUGCGGUUGAGGAGGGAAGGAGCCUCCCUUGAGGCCAGACGAAUUUGAAUUAGAAAAAUUCUGUUAUUUUUUUUUUCCUGGGCUGAGGAGAUGGCUCCGUGGGCAAAGAGCUUGCAAGUGUGAAGACUUGAGUUUACCCUGUCUCGAAAACAAACAAACAAACAAAAAAAGACUUGAGUUUAAAUCUCCAGAAUCCACAUAAAGGUUGCUGACGGGCCAACCGGCCAAUGGAGACGGGGUCUCAAUCAAGGUGGAAGGCAAAGGCCAAUCUCCGAAAUUCUCUGACUUCCACACAUGUGCUGUGGGGCACACACAUACAAACCACACACACACACACACACACACACACACAUGCACAGUAAAAAUAAAGUUGUCCCCAGUUACCUUUU